AUAUUUCUAUCCGUGUCAUUGACCUGUUUACUAUUAAACCUCUGGAUGCUGCCACCAUCAUCUCCAAUGCAAAAGCCACAGGUGGCCAGAUUAUCACAGUGGAGGAUCACUACCCAGAAGGUGGCAUCGGGGAGGCCGUCUGUGCAGCCGUCUCCGUGGAGCCUGACAUCGUGGUCCAUCAGCUGGCAGUGUCAGGGGUCCCUCGGAGCGGGAAGCCCAGUGAUCUGCUGGAUAUGUUUGGAAUCAGUUCCAAACACAUCAUAUUGGCUGUGGAACGUAUUUUAAUGCAAUAG
Messenger RNA from Rangifer tarandus platyrhynchus (Svalbard reindeer), 293 nucleotides. Lineage: Eukaryota; Metazoa; Chordata; Mammalia; Artiodactyla; Cervidae. The record is from the annotation of a GenBank genome assembly.